AUGGAUUUGCCAUCUAGUGAGUCGUUGUUGAAGACAAUUGAGAGUGCACCGAUGACGAAACCAGUGCCGAGGCCCUUUUCGAUAGAGGCGUUGAUGAGCGAUUGCGGCCCUAGGAGGAGUACCGGGAUGGUACCUUGGGGCAUACCGCCGGCGUACCAACACCAGGGCCAGUACCAGCAACUGAAUAGGGAUACCGAUUCGGAUGGGAGCGUCGAUAUGGAUCUGGCACAGGAUUUGUCUAAUAGGAGUCAGAAGGAUGCCACCUCAGACCUCGAGGACGAAGAUGACCCCCCCUCCGCCGACCCCUCUUGCCCCUCCUCCAAGGCGCGUCGCCGCCGCACCGCCUUCACCUCCGAGCAGCUGCUCGAGCUCGAGCGCGAGUUCCACGCCAAGAAGUACCUGUCGCUCACCGAGCGCAGCCAGAUAGCCUCGGCGCUGCGCCUCAGCGAGGUCCAGGUGAAGAUCUGGUUCCAGAACAGGCGCGCCAAGUGGAAAAGGGUCAAGGCUGGCCUUGGCACCGGGCCGCACCACCACACGGGCGGCAAGGGCGGACAGCAGAAGGGCAAGCUAGUGGUGCCCAUCCCGGUGCACGUGAACAGGUUCGCGGUGCGGUCGCAGCACCAGCAGCUUGAGAGGGCCCUCGGGGACCUCGCCGGGCGUGUCCUGGCGAGUCACGCGGCCCUGAGAGCCGGGUUAGACCUGCACGGGUUCCAUCCGCACCAGGCACCGCCGCACUAG
Messenger RNA from Phaedon cochleariae (mustard beetle), 738 nucleotides. NCBI's taxonomy places the organism in Eukaryota, Metazoa, Arthropoda, Insecta, Coleoptera, Chrysomelidae. The record is from the annotation of a GenBank genome assembly.